AUGAGUGACCCGAAUCAACCGCCCUUUCACUAUCAUCCCUACCAGUCUUCUGCAGAGUAUCAUGAGAAUGAACCAAAGCCUUUCUUUGGCGGGGCCCCCCCCGGCUACAUUCAGACCCCUCUUGGUCCUCCGAGCAACUACGACGUGAUAUCUGGGCCUUCGGAACCCAGCCCAAAUGCUUCUCGGGUCGUAUUCGAAGACGGAUCUCUUAACAAAAAGGUGCAAAUUCCCAGGUCGGCAAACUCCAGCACAUGGACCACCAGCGGACGAGUUAGUCGGGCGUGUGAGAACUGCCGCGAGCAAAAGGCAAAAUGUAGUGGACAUCGCCCAACUUGUCAGCGAUGCCAGGAAUCCGGGCUUCAGUGUUCAUACGGUGAUCGGAAGCGGGAGAAGAUGGCCAAGCAACUCAAUGAUCUGACAACCCAAGUCGAGGUGUAUGAGGCUUUACUGAGAGAAGUCUGUUCUAAAUUGGACUCGCAGACUGUCGAGUAUGUCGAACAGGUGAUCGGGAAACAAAAUCUCAAUAAUAACACUUCAGCACCUGAUCGCAGAGGCUCAACGAUAUCCUCAACUUCCAGAACAGAUGCUUCUCUCCUUCAAACCCCUAAUCCGAAUACCCUACUCGGGGGCUUAGACUACACCAACGAAGAUUUCAACCGUGAUGAGAAGGUCCAAGCGAUAGGGUUCGUAGGGGAACACUCGGAAAUUGCCUGGCUACAUCGGCUGCAAAAACUACUCGAUUCCUCUCAUCCAGCAUCUCCACAAGAGCAGUCGGGUCAGCCAUCCAUUGCGUCUUCAAACUUCUUUCUAGAUGACUCCGAAGUCCCGAUUAAUCAGGAUGCGGAUCCUGGGCGGCGACCUCCACAGGCAGUAGCUGACCAGCUAGUGGACAUCUAUUUCAAUGUCGUGAAUCACUCGUUCCCUAUCAUCGCCAGGUCGCUGUUUUUCGAUCAAUACAAGCUCUUUUAUGCCCGUUCGGUACGACCGGGAGAUAGAUGGCUGGCCAUUCUAAAUCUAGUGUUUGCUAUUGCGGUGAGGUAUACUCGUCAAACCCGAGCAGGUCUGGGGGAGGCCGUCGAUGACGACCGCACAUACUUUUCUAGGGCGUGGAAGCUCAGCAUGAGUGGUGCUGCACUACUAGAGCAUCCCAAUCUACAGCAGGUACAGGUGGAAGGUCUUAUAUCAUUUUAUCUCUUAUCUAUAGGCCAGGUCAACCGGUGCGCCCUGUUUCUUCUGUCGUGGCGCAUCUGUGGCGUAGCUUUACGAUCCGCUGGCACAAUGGGGCUGAACCUUCGGAACGAGAGCAAAUCGCUGAACCCUCCGUCGAAAGAAGCACGUUAUAGGGUAUGGUGGUCUCUGUACACACUGGACCUCACUCUUUGCGUGAUGACCGGCCGCCCUCCGAGUUGUAGCGACGAAUUUUUCACUACACCACUUCCGGCCCCAUUCGAGGAGGAGACUUUCAAGGAAGCAGUAUACGCCCAGCAGCUCAUGAAGGACAACGAGGCACGGGGCAUCUUCAUGGAAACCCUCGGUCUGGGUCGCUCGGGAUACUUAGCCUCCGACACCGCGUCGCCAGACACUUCCGACCCCUUGCUCCCUAGCCUCAGUAAACAGUGCGAGCAGAUUGCCUCCAGUGCUGUCGAGGCUCUCGAACCCAAUUCUUCGCUCUACUUUCUCCACGUGAUCGACCUGGCUUUCAUUGUGAGGGAAACGAUUGACACGCUCUAUGCUCCAGGAGCUUCUCGGAUGUUGUGGGGGGAAAUAGAGAUGGCAAUUUCUACCCUAAACGGAAAGCUAGACGCUUGGCUCACAAGGCUUCCGGUCGCAUUUCAGUUCACUCGGGGUACUCGGGAGUUUGAGCGAGAGCGAACAAAUAUGGCAUUUUAUUUCCACAGCGCCAAAAUCCUUGUCACGCAACCGUGUUUCAGCCGUGUGACUCGACAGGGUUCGGGAACCGACAUAGCGGGCAAAUUUUGUGAAUCAACGGCCAUCGCAUGCAUUGACCUGGCGGUUCAGAUGCUCGAACUUGUGCCCGAGCACCCGAAUUUUUCCUGGAUCUAUCGCAUCUCUCCUUGGUGGUGCAUGCUGCACAUGCUUAUGCAACCGAUUACCAUCAUUUUGACUGAGCUACUACUUGCAAAGCCGGACACAACCAAGCGCAGGAAACUGUUAAGAGUUGUUUCCAAAACGACCCGCUGGCUAGCCGAGCUUUCGACUAAGGAUCCUGAGUUUGAGCGGGGCGAGAAAGUAUGCAGAGAACUGGUUACCCAACACGACCCGCAACUUGCAAUGGAAAUAUAUGGGGACCGUGAGGGACGCUGA
This is a messenger RNA of Aspergillus affinis, 2325 nucleotides long. Its product is annotated as putative C6 transcription factor. The transcript has 4 exons. Gene Ontology annotation, biological process: DNA-templated transcription; regulation of DNA-templated transcription. The record is from RefSeq and is a predicted model, not a curated record. NCBI's taxonomy places the organism in Eukaryota, Fungi, Ascomycota, Eurotiomycetes, Eurotiales, Aspergillaceae. The coding region runs from base 1 to 2325 and encodes 774 amino acids. Gene Ontology annotation, molecular function: DNA binding; zinc ion binding; DNA-binding transcription factor activity, RNA polymerase II-specific.